AUGUCAUUCAAGGACUUGCUCACAAUCAACGGAAGGCAAUGUGACACCUUUAAAGAAACUGCCAAAGAAAGAGGCUUACUAGAAUCGGACAACGACAUAUCAGAAUCUUUAGGCGAGGCUGUUCUUUUCAAAAUGCCGCCGGCUCUCCAAAAACGGGCUAUCCUAGCAAGCAGAAAUGAGCAUGUGAAUAAGUUAAACGACAAGUUAAUAUCCAUGUUCCCAAGUGAAAGCAAGACAUUUAUUAGUUUUGACUCAGCAGAAGAUGAUACGAACAGCUACUAUAAGUUAGUAUUAAAGGAGAAUGCACCCAUCAUGAUGCUAAGGAAUUUAGACCCAUCAAAUGGCUUAUGCAAUGGCACAAGAAUGAUAUGUAAAGGCUUUGACAAGAAUGUUGUGCUUGCUGAAAUUACAAGUGGUCAUUGUGCAACUAAGUGUGUGUUUCUGCGCAUCCAACUUUCACCACCUGAAAAUGAAGGAUAUCCUUUCAAGUUUAUUCAAAAGCAGUUUCCAGUGCGCCUUUGCUUUGCGAUGACCAUAAAUAAAGCCAAAGGACAAACAAUUUCAAUGUUAGCUGACAUCGACUCACAUACAUAUACAUCUUCAACUAAUCAGCCACCUCAAGACUACUCUACACAUAGCUUCUGA
This is a messenger RNA of Solanum dulcamara, 645 nucleotides long. RefSeq lists its product as uncharacterized. Lineage: Eukaryota; Viridiplantae; Streptophyta; Magnoliopsida; Solanales; Solanaceae. Bases 1 to 645 code for a protein of 214 amino acids. The record is from RefSeq and is a predicted model, not a curated record. The transcript is spliced from 4 exons.